This is a messenger RNA of Indicator indicator, 2064 nucleotides long. It is a transcript of the gene IQCE, whose product is annotated as IQ motif containing E. Gene Ontology annotation, molecular function: protein binding. Bases 1 to 2064 code for a protein of 687 amino acids. The transcript has 22 exons. NCBI's taxonomy places the organism in Eukaryota, Metazoa, Chordata, Aves, Piciformes, Indicatoridae. The record is from RefSeq and is a predicted model, not a curated record.
AUGGCCCGGGGGGCCUGCGAAGCGGCAGCGGAUGGGGAACUGGGGGAGGACAGCCUGUCUGUGAUAACCUGCGAAUCGGAUAGAGAAAUGAAGUUAAAGAAGAAAAUUUUUCACAAGCCUCCAAAGUCCCCAAAGUCUCCGUACAGCUCUAGCAUACAACUGUAUCCUAAAAGAGCUGCAGCUUGGCGAACUCCGCAGGGAACAGGCAGUGCCUUUAUUGAGACUGCAGCUGUAAAACACCCAAGGCAGAUGUGGCUGGGAUCACUGAAACAAGGAAUGAGCCAUCCUCUGAAAUCAGAUAUUGAUGUGGGGCCUAUGCAAACUAACAUUUCUAGUAGCACUCCAGAAUAUUUGAAAGAAGCUCUAGGAAUGAAGAAGCCAAAACAUUCCCGUUCUUCUAGUAGUGGCUAUAUUCCUGGAACUCCUGACUACAAAGAAAAGGAAGAUAUGUAUGAUGAAAUUAUAGAACUGAAAAAGACAAUACAGGCUCAGAAGAGUGAGGGAGAUCGAAUGAAGACUAAGCUGCGUCGCCUAGAAGAAGAAAACAAUAGGAAGGAUAAACAGAUUGAACAACUGUUGGAUCCUUCCAGGGGCUCUGAGCUGGCACGAGCUUUGUUAGAAAAGAGGAGUGAUAAUGGAUGGGUGGUUAGUGGAUUAAAGCAGAAGAUUCUCAAGCUAGAACAACAGUGCAAGGAGAAAGACAACACUAUUAACAAAUUUCAGGCAGACAUGAAGACCACUAAUUUGGAAGAAAUGAGGACAGCUAUAGAAGCCUACUCUGAAGAGGUUCAUCGUCUCCAAUUCCUGCUGGCAAAAUCUGAGACUAUAAGGAAAAACACAGAGGACAGAGAUACCCAAAAACGACUGAAGGCACUGAAUGCUUCUGUCCUGAAAUUAUCCAGGAACAUCAAGGAACUGCAGACUGAGAAUCGGAGACUGAAGGAGGAUCUCGAUCAUGUACUGAGCAAUUCUCCUCCUUCCAGUAAAACAAAAAAUUACAGUGAGUGGAGCAGACAGAGGCUGGUGAGGCGGAUUUCAGAACUAGAAAAAAAAGUAAGUGCCAUGGAGAGCACCAUGGUGUCAUCAGCAGAUAGUGAGUCAUCACAGUUACUUGCUGUGUCAUCUUCACCUUCUGCAGACCAGGAGCAUUCAGCUUCUCCACAGCUAGACCAUGCUGAGGAAUGUCGUCGCCUCCAAGGCCUAGUGAAGAAACUGAAGAGUGAUAAGAAGGCCCUUCAAAAUCUCCUACUCAGUAAAGAAUUAAAUAUCAAACAGUUACUGCAGGCUAAGGCUGAAGUGGAGCUGGAGCUGCAGAAGUGGCAGAAUAAGGUGGAAGAAGAGACUACAGAAAAGCAGACUUUAAGUGAGGAAAUUCAGAACCUGACACAGAAAGUGGGGAAACUGGAGUCAGAAUUGGAGGAAGAGAAGAGACAAAUGGCAGAAGAUACAAUAGAAGAGAUUAAUAAGUCUUUGCCAGUCUGCCCUGUUAGAGGCAAUGAAGAUCACAGGAAGCAGCAAGCAGCCAAAAUCAUCCAGAGACAGUGGAAGAUGUACCAAAACAAGAAAGAAGAAAUUGCUCUGGAUGAGGCAGUUGUUAUGCUUCAGGCAGCUUUCAGAGGACAUUUAGCUCGACAAGAACUGUUACAGAAUAGCAGGAUGCGUGAUGUGAAAUCUGACAACAAGAACUCCUGUAUGUCUUCCAUGUCAAAUUCCUGGAACUUGUCUUCUGAUUGCAAGGAGAAAGAUGAGAUUGUAACAUUCAUCCAGUCCAUUUUCAGGGCUCACUCAGCACGUACAGCACUGCUUGAGGAGAGGCCCUUGGUGUCCAGUGCACCAAGUGAGAAAGCAGAUUCUGCAGCUCACAUUACAGAGAAGAAACCUGUCUCAGCAGCACUCCAGAGGCGACCUUCAAUCUCCAUCCCAUCUCUUCCUGCCAGGUCCUCUGAGAAGCCAUCACAGCCUGCUCCCCCUCUGUGUGUGGAUGAAGCUCACUCAGAUGAUUCAGAUGAUAUUGUCAUUGUCUCUCCACUGGUGCAGAUGAAGAAAAGCUACACUCACACUUAA